AUGAGGACCCUUAAACUUCAACUCGACUACGUUCUGGCAAGGAACAUUCCUCAGUCAAAUAUCCGAAAAUCUAGAGCCGUUUGGGACGUCGCGUUCGACUCUGACCACCGUCCAGUUCUUCUCAACUUCAAGACCUCGAACGGGAAUCAGGGUGGACGCACAACCGACAGAACUCGUCGUGAGUUCCGUUACCUGGGCUGUACGCUGAAGAACAACGGCAGCUACGAGAAUGAUAUUCAGCAAAGAUGCACUAAGACCACUUCUGCAUUUACCUCCUUAACGAAAUGCUUGUGGUCGACCCCUAUCACCAACGAAGUCAAGCUGCGAGUCUACCUAUCCGCAGUUCGCCCCAUCAUGAUGUACGGAUCGGAUACUUGGGCAGCACCAUCUACGGUGAUGGAGAGGCUUGUCUGCACGGAACGAAAGCUGCUUGGACGGCUACUUGGCUACUUUUGA
This is a messenger RNA of Necator americanus (New World hookworm), 456 nucleotides long. RefSeq lists its product as uncharacterized. The transcript is spliced from 2 exons. Lineage: Eukaryota; Metazoa; Nematoda; Chromadorea; Rhabditida; Ancylostomatidae. Bases 1 to 456 code for a protein of 151 amino acids. The record is from RefSeq and is a predicted model, not a curated record.